Solanum lycopersicum (tomato) is the source of this 366-nucleotide messenger RNA. The record is from RefSeq and is a predicted model, not a curated record. Lineage: Eukaryota; Viridiplantae; Streptophyta; Magnoliopsida; Solanales; Solanaceae.
AUGGAUAAAUCAGUUGGAUUACGAGGGUAUUGCUGCUUCAAUUGCCGGAAUAUUGGCAUACAUGAAAAGGGUAGAGGACGAGCAUUUCUAUUUUCUCAUGCCAUCAAUGUUGUUGAGGAGCCUCCAUAUUACAUCAUAAUGAUAACUGGUCCUCAUGUGGUGUCUGAUAUUUUAUGUGCUGAAUGUGGCAAGAAUUUGGGCUGGAAAUACCAGAGAAGUUUUCGUGAAGUGAAUAAGUACAAGGAAGGCAAAAUUGUCUUGGUCAAACUUAGCCCAGCGAUAAUGCAAGAAGCUGAGUUAUGGCUUGAAAAAGCACUCCAACAACAGUUCUUGGCACACCUGAGCGGAGACGCUGAUAUUGUUUGA